AUGAAACAGAAUGUUAAACAUCUUGUGAUAGUUUGUGCUCCUAUACUAAAGUAUACUCGCCAUAGAGCUCCUGUUAGUCGCUCAUUCUUCGGGACCCAUGCUCCGCAUACUCGUUUCACUCGUACACUACGCAUUAUGCUCAAAACAUUAAAUGUUCAGAGUAAAAACUACAAGAGUACGCGUUUGCAACAGCGUUUGGCGUUGGAGUCUGCGAGAAAGCAAAAGGAGAUGAAGGGUAUGAUUCUAGACUCCAGAAAGACUCUCUUUAUGAGUCUCCGUGACAAUACAGGAAUAAAUUGGUACAGAGCCAAGCAGAUUUUAAAGCAUCUGGAGGUCCACCAAAGGCACCCAAAUGUGACGUCUCAAGCAAUGCGAGAGAAAAUUACCGAAAUCGCAAAUUUGGUCAAGCAGGGAAAGUAG
Molecule: messenger RNA, 420 nt
Organism: Theileria equi strain WA
Lineage: Eukaryota; Apicomplexa; Aconoidasida; Piroplasmida; Theileriidae
Exons: 1
Coding region: 1-420 (139 amino acids)
Source: RefSeq, a predicted model, not a curated record